GAACUAUUAAGAUGGCGUAGGAAAUAAAAGUAGAUAAUUUGAGUGUUUUGGUGAAAGAAACGAGGAAAUGUUUUCGUUGUAAGUGAUGGUAUAUAAGGGCGUUGUUUUUUUAAACAUGUAGUCAUAUUUUUGGGCCGAUUUUCCAUGGCAGAAGUUAAAUUUCGAAAGUGAAACUGCGGCGUUGCGUAUAAAAAACUAGUUAAACUACCAGCUGGAGCAAACUGGAGGUGUUGAAAAUGGUGGAAAUGUAUGCUUGGGGAAGAGCAGAUUCCGGUCAGCUUGCUUUGGGAGAGACGGAGGACGAGCAUGUUCAUUUGCCGUUGCGUGUACCGUAUUACGAGGGGUUUACAUCCAAAGUAGUUGACGUUGCAUGUGGGUCUCAGCAUACGGUAUUCCUGACAGACGAUGGUAUGGUAUACACCUGUGGUAGCAAUGAUUCUGGACAACUUGGUCAUGGUAAAGUCUGCAGGAAACCAGAAAGGAUCGAUUCUAUCGAGACAAUGACCAUAAAACAAGUGGCUUGUGGUCAGGACUUUACGCUGGCGUUGAGUGACAAAGGCAAGGUUCUCAGUUGGGGAAAUAACAGGAAAGGACAACUAGGACAUACUCUUCGUGACAUCAUACAUCGACCAAGGACAAUCAAGCAUUUUAGUGAAAUUCGUGUGACGCAAGUUUGUUGUGGAACACACCAUUCCUUGGCCUUGGUUGAAGAUGGCAGACUAUUUAGCUGGGGUGAUAAUUCCCAUGGUCAACUUGGUACAGGUCAGAUGUCCCCAUCAUCAUCCCCAAUUAUCCCUUGUUUGGUGGACGCGCUCACUGGCGUACCAUUGGUUGAGAUAUCUGCUGGCGGAUAUCACAGCAUGACUCUUAGCAUAUCUGGAGCUGUCAUUGGCUGGGGAAAAAACGAUUCUGGCCAACUUGGACUGGAUAAUGGAACAGAUCAAUGGCUUCCAGUGCAAAUAGAGUUGGUCAGAUCUCAGAGAGUGAAACAUAUUGCUUGUGGUGAGGAUCACACAGCACUUCUUACUGAGGACGGAGGUGUUUUCACAUUUGGUUCUGGAACGAAUGGCCAGCUCGGACAUAACUCAAAUUCACAUCAAAAUCAGCCGAAGAAGGUUGUUGAACUAAUGGGUACAUUAAUCACACAGAUAGUUUGUGGAAGGCGACAUACGGUAGCGUUUGCGCCUCAGUCAGGUCGUGUCUACUCAUUUGGUCUUGGUGCAUAUGGUCAGCUAGGCUCUGGUGGAACGAACAGCUGCAACAGUCCUGUGGUCGCAGAUGGUCCAUGGACAACCCCAAUUAUUAGGGUAGUUGCUGGUGGGGAUCAUUGUUUUGUUUUAACUGCAAACACCGAUGCUGGCACGAAAGAUAUGCGCAUGAUUAAUCUUCGCUUGUCGAUCAUACAUCAUACUGUAGUUGAGGAAAUUGAAGAGAGGAUCAGGAAUCGAAGUAGUAUUUCCAGCGAACAUGGAAGGAAACUCGAAGCAAUAUUUUCAAAUCAACAGUGUCUAAACAGCUGCUUCUUCAACAGAAGGAAAAAUUUGGUCGCAGACAAUCACAAUCAUGCGGUGGACCUUAGUGCUGCGAGAAGAUUUUUCCAAGCCUUGGCAAGUCACCCCCAAGUCAAUGAAAUGGUUUUGAACGCUUUGGAGAAGCAUCUUAUACCAUCUCUCCGUGGAGAACCGAUGGAUGUCGAUUGUUUACGAUUAUACGUCAUCUUACCAGAGUACGAGAUGUUUCGCGCUGCCGAACGCUAUAAAACGUUGGCAGUACCGCUGGCUAAGAAAUUACUGUCGCUUCAUCAGAAGUAUAGAAUCAUUAUAGGUAAUUGGUGGGCUAAACUACCGUCAACGUAUAUUGAAAGAAUCAUAAAGAUUUUUCAAGAAUGCGUUAAAUUUAUAUUAGAACAACAAAUUGAUCAACGGGACAGCCAGGAGUUCACAGUACGAGAAGAAUGUCUCAGGUGCAGUCUGGAAAUUUUAGAAGGCGUUCACAAGGUUAAUCAGCGUGCCGAAAACUCGGUUCCAUAUCCCGUGUUUUAUAUCCCAGAGCUGACAGAUUGUCUCGAUCUAAGGAGCGAUUACUUGAGAUGGGUUCAAAAUGUGAGCACAACGGACAAUAAAAUUAGUGAAAAGACGACACUCUCCUUUUGUAAAUAUCCUUUCGUGUUCGACCCGAAAGCAAAGUAUCUUCUCCUACAAAUCGAUGCCUCAAUGCAGAUGCAGAUGGCAUUUCGAGAUGCCCACCAGGCAAACAUUGGCAAUCUUCUGUUUAACGGAGGUGUGCUUCCUCAGAACGCGAUUAUUAAUCCUUUCCUUGUACUUCGUGUAAGGCGAGAGAAUAUCGUCCAGGAUACGCUGAGUCAGGUGAUCAGGCUUGGACCCAUGGAAUAUAAGAAACCACUGCAGAUCGUCUUCCAAGGUGAACAAGCAGUUGAUGCAGGUGGGGUUAAAAAGGAAUUUUUUCUUCUGUUAAUGCGAGAUAUUCUCGAUCCAAAAUACGGCAUGUUUAAAACGAUCGAGGAAAACCGCCUGAUCUGGUUCAACAAACAGUCUUUUGAAGAAGAAAUGAUGUUCCUUCUCAUCGGAGUCAUUUGUGGCUUGGCCAUUUAUAAUUCCAUCAUAAUCGACCUUCCAUUUCCCGCCUUGCUGUACAACAAACUCUUAAAAAGGCCAAUAACGUUGGACGAUUUUCGUACAUUUCAGCCGUCCGUUGCCAGAAACCUUCAACAGUUGCUUGAUUACCCUGAAGAAGAAGUGGAAAGCGCGUUUUGUCUCAAUUUUCAAGUAAACGAGGAAUAUUACGGUGUUAUCAGCGCGGAGAAUUUGAUCCCGGAUGGGGAAAAUGUGCCUGUUACUGGACAGAACAGAGACCGUUACGUUGAUGCGUACAUAGAUUACAUCGUCAAUAAAUCCGUCGAGAAGCACUUCAUAGCUUUCUCGAAUGGUUUCCAUCGCGUUUGUGGUGGACGAGUUUUGGAAUUUUUCCACCCGCAAGAACUGAUGGAAAUGGUCGUAGGGAUACAAGAUUACGACUUCAAUGAAUUAAAAGAGGGUGCAGAAUAUCUGGGCGAGUAUUACUCCAAUCAUCCUGUAAUAAAGAAUUUCUGGGAUGUAUUUAACGAUUUUGAGAUUGCAUACAAGAAGAAAUUUCUUGUUUUUCUUACGGGAACCGAUCGUGUGCCUUUGACAGGAAUACGGAGCUUAAAUAUAAAGAUUCAGCCUGUUUCAGGCGGUGUUAACAACGAGCACCUUCCUGUAGCGCACACGUGUUUCAACUUGCUGGAUUUACCGCGUUAUCCAACCCAAGAAAUGAUGAGGCAAAAACUGGAGCAAGCAAUCAGCUUCUCCUCUGGUUUUGGAUUAGCGUAAUAUCUCAGGAUUAACUGGUAGUACUAAUCCCAAAAUAAAGCUGGAUGCAGCGCUCGCGCAUUUGGAUUGUUUGUAGGGAGGGAAAAUUUGCGGCAUUUGAGCCACUGUUAAUAGACACUUAAAAUGGAUACUGUGCAGGUGAGACUGUCGAAAUAAACGACGCAAAAGUUUAGAAUUAGAUCAAUUAUUAGCACAAAAUUUGAGAGGAUUUCGAAUGGUCAGGUUUGUGCAAAUUUUCAAAAUGUCAGAGUCAAAUUCUCUCUUCGAAACUGUGAGACUGAGAAAUUUGAUCUGACCAUGAAAUGGUUAAAAAUGUUAAAGGCAAUUCCAGAGCAUCUUGUAUGCCACAUAAUCAAUGAAUUUGUGAUAUAUUUAUUCUUAUUUUAUUUUUGCAAUUUGUGACCCAAUGACUUGUAUGUAAUGAAGUUGUAUAAAUCAGUGUGUGUAGUGUAUUGAAAAG
This is a messenger RNA of Dendronephthya gigantea, 3831 nucleotides long. RefSeq names its product probable E3 ubiquitin-protein ligase HERC4. Bases 237 to 3371 code for a protein of 1044 amino acids. NCBI's taxonomy places the organism in Eukaryota, Metazoa, Cnidaria, Anthozoa, Malacalcyonacea, Nephtheidae. The record is from RefSeq and is a predicted model, not a curated record. The transcript has 31 exons. Gene Ontology annotation, molecular function: ubiquitin-protein transferase activity.